AUGGUUAUUGAUACUCUAGCUAAGGGAUCAGUGACAACGUUUUUGGUUUAUUUGCACUAUUCUUUGUCAAUUUUUGAUAGAGAUUUUGGUGUUGAUCUUAUUUUCAUGCUGUUGAGGGGUCUUAAUGUUAUCUUGGGAAUGAACUGGUUAGAGUCCAAUCAUGUUCAUAUAAAUUUUUACGACAAAUUAGUACACUUUCUUGCUCCUAUAGAUGAAGAGGAAGCUGGUUACUUAUCUGCUAGGCAGUUGAAAGGGCUUUUGCAAGAUGAAGCUCGGUUGUUUGUGUUGUUUGCAUCUUUACCUGCUAAAAGUCAAGUUGUAAUUGAUAAACUGACAGUAGUGCCAUAUGUGUUUCCGGAUGAUGUUUAG
Molecule: messenger RNA, 369 nt
Organism: Vicia villosa (hairy vetch)
Lineage: Eukaryota; Viridiplantae; Streptophyta; Magnoliopsida; Fabales; Fabaceae
Exons: 1
Coding region: 1-369 (122 amino acids)
Source: RefSeq, a predicted model, not a curated record